GAGAGAGAGAGAGAGAGAGAGAGAGAGAGGAAGUCCCACUAUCCCUCCAUCCAUCUUACUAUCCAUCCGGUAGCGUAUUUGCAUCCCAGAGCUGCACGAUUUUGGUUUGGAUCCACCAGGAUGUGAGGUCAGCAGAGAGGUGUCAUUCCGGGAAAAAGUCUCUUUGGAAUAUAUAUGUGUGUGUGUCCUGUUUGGGAAUACUCGUCUGUCUGAUAAUAAGGACUGAACUGGUGUGAGGACAGAAGUUUUACCAGGACCAGGAACUCAUCACUAUCCUUUUUUUCCAGCAUCCUGUAAAUCCAAAAGAGGGAGUAUGGAGGAGAGAAGUGGAUGAUGGGAGGAGGAGAAAUAGGAUUAUUAGGUGUAGGAAUAUGGCGAGGCUCCGUUGUGAGUCCUGGUGCGCAGAAGUGACCUUUGACACUGGAGACAAGAGCUUUCUACACUCUAUUGUAUGCUGGGAGAAGCAGCUGAGCUGACAUCAAAUCAUCUGUCAGACACCUUUUAUUUCUUAUCUUUCCUUCCAGCCCCACAUGUGUCAAAGGGAAUGGUUUUAAAGCUUUGACCACAUGACAUAAGUGCAACAAUUGCUGGAUUGAUGCAGAUUGUAGCAGCUGUAGGGAUGAACCUUUGGAGCUGGGGAAACGCCGGGAAUGCCAAUAAAUCAGACAGAAGUGGGCCGCGGAGAGGGAGGCUGAUGAUGCUGCUAUGGAUUAUCCUCUCCAGCUCACUGUGCCUGAUGGUCGACGGCCAGAUGAAGAUCUCACCAGAAACGGUGCAACAGUGGGCUGUAUCCUUUGGCAAAGAAAUAACCGCCCUGUCCGCCAGAUACUCUGGAGCUAAACUGCUGCAGAAGAAAUUCAAGGAUAUCGAAGGUGUGGUGAAGAUGGUGGAGGUGGACGGAGAGGAGUUAGUAAAGAAGUUCGCUGAGGAGAUGGAGGAGAUGCUUGGGAGGAAGAUGAAAUCUGUGAAGAGAUUAGCAGAAGCGGCAGAGGAUGCUGAUCUUUACCAUGAGUACAAUGAAACACUGGAGUUUGACUACUUUAACUCCUUGCUGAUCAAUACGGUGGAUGAAGAUGGGAAUCCAGUGCCGCUGGGAGGAGAAUUCCAACUGGAAGAAAAUGAACAUUUCAAUAAACUGCGAGUUAACACAGACCAGAGUAACAUACAAGUCCCUACUAAUGUCUACAACAAAGAUCCAGAUAUUCUGAACGGAGCCUAUAUGUCUGAGGCUCUGAAUGACGUGUUCACUGAGAACUUCAGGAAAGAUCCAACUCUCACCUGGCAGUAUUUUGGCAGCGCCACAGGCUUUUUCAGACUCUACCCAGGGAUCAAGUGGACUCCGGAUGAAAACGGUGUGGUCACCUUUGAUUGCAGAAACAGAAACUGGUAUAUCCAGGCAGCCACUUCUCCCAAAGAUGUGGUGAUUGUGGUGGAUGUCAGUGGCAGUAUGAAGGGACUCAGACUCACCAUAGCCAAACACACCAUAAAUACAAUCCUGGACACACUGGGAGAAAAUGACUUUGUUAAUGUCAUAGCUUACAGUGACUAUGUUCGCUACGUGGAGCCCUGCUUCAAGGGCAUGCUGGUUCAAGCUGAUCUGGAUAACAGAGAGCAUUUCAAGCUUUUGGUUGAUGAGCUUCAUGUCAAAGGAGAAGGCAGAGUGAAAAAUGCUAUGAAGGAAUCUUUCAAGAUCCUCAAUGAGGCUGCAGCGCAGGGCCAGGGCAGCCUGUGUAAUCAGGCCAUCAUGCUGAUUACAGACGGAGCCAUGGAGGACUUCCAGGAUGUUUUUGAAGAGUUUAACUGGCCAGAACGGCGGGUUCGAGUGUUCACCUAUCUGAUUGGGCGAGAGAUGACAUUUGCGGAAAAUGUUAAAUGGAUUGCUUGCAACAACAAGGGUUAUUACACACACGUCUCCACACUGGCUGACGUCCAGGAAAACGUUAUGGAGUACCUCCAUGUCCUCAGUCGGCCAAUGGUCAUCAACCAUGAUCACGACAUCAUCUGGACUGAGGCUUAUAUGGACAGUGUGCUGUUCAACACUCAGGCCCAAAGUCUGCUCCUGAUGACCUCGGUGGCCAUGCCUGUGUUCAGCAAGAAGAAAGAGACUCUGUCUCACGGGAUUCUGCUCGGAGUGGUAGGGACUGAUGUGGCUUUGAGAGAACUGAUGAGAUUAGCGCCAAGAUACAAGCUGGGUGUCCAUGGUAUGCCUACUCACUCACCAAUAACGCGCUACAUCUUGUCUCAUCCUGACCUACGACCUCUGGUACGACAAAGAUUUAUAGGAGGGGAAAAGCUAAAGCCCAAACCCAACUAUAACAGUGUUGAUCUGUCAGAGGUAGAAUGGGAAAACACUGAGGAGAAACUGAGGACGGCCAUGGUUAAAGGAGAAACUGGCACGUUGUCCUUAGAUGUAAAAACUUCAGUCGAUAAAGGAAGGCGAGUGAUGUUCUUGAAAAAUGAUUACUUCUACACCGUCAUCAAUGAGACACCAUUCAGUCUGGGUAUAGUGUUGACUCAGGGAUAUGGACAAUAUAUCUUCAUUGGAAAUGUCUCUGUGGAGGAGGGUCUUCAUGACUUAGAGGCUCCAGACCUGAUCAUAGCCAGCGAAUGGACCUACUGUGAGACAGACAUUGAUCCAGACCAUCGUAAGCUGACGCAGCUAGAGGCUGUGAAGCGAUACCUCACAGGCAAAGAUGCAGAUCUGGAAUGUGAUGCACUGCUGAUAGAACAAACUCUAUUUGAUGCUGUGGUCACGGCUCCUAUGGAAGCUUACUGGACAGCUCUAAUGCUCAACACAUCUGGUGUGGACGAGGGGAUAGAGACAGCGUUCUUGGGGACUCGUUCGGGCCUGAUGAGAUUCCAGAGAUACACUGGUAUUGAGAAAAGAACUGGCAAGUCUUUCCUGACCUCCGCAGACAAGGAGAAUAUGUUCACGUUGGACCAUUUCCCAGAGUGGUAUCGCAGAGCAGCUGAGUACCCAGCUGGACAGUUUCUAGUUGGCAUCAGGUGGCACGAAGGCCCAGGGAGGAUAGCAAUUGCUACCACUGCUGUCACUGUUACGGUGGGGAAGAAAACUGCCAUCGCUGGAGCCAUCGGUGUCCAGGUGACUUUGGACAUGAUGGAGUCCAGAUUCUGGGCCAUUGCAGCACAGCCAAAUGACACAGACUGCUCUAAUGUAGAUGGGGUGUGUCCUCUUCGGUGUGACAACUUUGAUAUUGACUGUUACGUGAUUGACAAUAAUGGCUUUGUCCUAAUUUCUAAACAGCGCAAUGAUGCCGGAAGAUUCUAUGGCGAGAUUGAUGGAUCAGUGAUGACCACACUAAUCAGAAUGGGCAUGUUCAAAAGGGUGUCCUUGUUCGACUACCAGGCCAUGUGUAAGAUGAACUCGCACUCAGUCAGCAGCGCCCGUCCUCUUCUAAGUCCGUUCUAUGGUUUGGCUUCAGCCCUCAAGUGGUUCCUCUCCAACUUCCUACUGUUCCUCCUGGAGUUUAAUAUCUGUGGCUUCUGGCACACGGAGCAUUUCGCUGAUGCCAAGACAUCUUUCACCGUGUCCUCGGCUCAUAAGAAGAAAGGGGACAUCCUGCAGCCGUGUGACACUGAGUACCCCAGCUUCGUCUACGAGCCGUCAGUCAAAGAGACCAACAGCAUUAUUAAGUGUGGACGCUGCCAAAAGAUGUUUGUGGUGCAACAGAUACCAGAGAGCAACCUGUUGAUGCUGGUGGUGCAAGCAGACUGUGACUGCUCCAGACAAUACCCACCCAUCACCAUGCAGCCCAAGGAAGUCAAAUAUAAUGCCUCAGUGAAGUGUGACAGGAUGAGGUCCCAGAAGAUUCGCCGGCGCCCAGAGUCCUGCCAUGCCUACCACCCCCAGGAGAACGCCAAUGACUGUGGAGGAGCUUCUGUUAUAUCUCUCUCUGCCUCGCUCUUCAUCACCUGUCUCUCCUUCUCGGCACUUGUUUCCUGAUGACAGACAACUUUGAUGUUUCACCUAUUCUCAUAUAAAGGAGGAGAUUGUAAUGAAUCAAUACGUGUUUGGACACUGGACACCUCAAGUGGAUUUUUUUUUUCGAAACGUACCUAAUUAUGUACAUUUUGCUCAUGACAACCACAAACUUAGUCUCUAAUGACGGACCUUUGAUGUGGUUUUUGAGCAUUUAUUGAUUAUAUACAUCUGACCUGAAAACUGCAAAGGAAGCAAGUUAAUGGGCUGUUGUUGCCAUGGAUACUUUUCCAUUAGUUACUUUCUCAUACACCGCCUUGCAUCUCAAAAUGAAAAGGGACAAAAGAGAUUCAGGUGGUGGCUAUGACGUGCGCCGAUAAAGAGAGUAUUAUGAGUGACAUGAUGCAACAAGAAAAUCCAGGAGGAAAAAUGUCUAAUUUUCCUGAUCAUUGAACUGAAUAUUGAGGAACAUGCAUAU
Messenger RNA from Larimichthys crocea (large yellow croaker), 4418 nucleotides. It is a transcript of the gene cacna2d4a, whose product is annotated as calcium channel, voltage-dependent, alpha 2/delta subunit 4a. Bases 596 to 3964 code for a protein of 1122 amino acids. The transcript has 41 exons. The record is from RefSeq and is a predicted model, not a curated record. Gene Ontology annotation, cellular component: voltage-gated calcium channel complex. Gene Ontology annotation, molecular function: voltage-gated calcium channel activity. NCBI's taxonomy places the organism in Eukaryota, Metazoa, Chordata, Actinopteri, Sciaenidae.